Anneissia japonica is the source of this 1707-nucleotide messenger RNA. RefSeq lists its product as uncharacterized. Bases 301 to 1473 code for a protein of 390 amino acids. NCBI's taxonomy places the organism in Eukaryota, Metazoa, Echinodermata, Crinoidea, Comatulida, Comatulidae. The transcript has 6 exons. Gene Ontology annotation, molecular function: caspase binding; death receptor binding. The record is from RefSeq and is a predicted model, not a curated record. Gene Ontology annotation, cellular component: CD95 death-inducing signaling complex; cytoplasm. Gene Ontology annotation, biological process: TRAIL-activated apoptotic signaling pathway; positive regulation of extrinsic apoptotic signaling pathway.
AUUCCAUCUUUUCAUUGUAAAAUGAAAUUCAUCAAAUUAUUUUUGAAAAAAAAAAAGAGUUUAAAUUAUUUUAAAAGUGUUAAUCUUACUUUACCUUACAUGCCAUUUAGAUUGCAAAACUUUGAUUAUUUAAAAAGCUGGUAACUCUAAUAUGUAUAUUUUUCUGUUAUUUUCUAUCUUUUUUUUUUAAUUCAUUUGUUUUUUCUCAAGAAUCAGGAAAGCAAACAUCGCUCAUUUUUUGUACCCUGUCGAUUGAAACGUAGCAAAGACAAUGUGUCUAUUCAACUUGAUACAGCUCAGAUGGUAUCUAUCUAUAUGGCCUCCGAGGAUUUCAUCCCUGAUAGUGUCUUCCAUCCUCUAGUUGUGAGCUUGAUUGGAAUGGUACAAGACAUGGGCUACACAGCCAUGCUGCAAUUAUUUAGCAACUAUGCUAACAUCCGCCUAGGACGUGAACACACUCUCAGCUUAGGACCAGUAGUCAUUAAUAACAAGCCCUCAUUGAAGCUGGAAAUAUUACGAAUGCCUAUCACUAAGGAGGAUGGUACCAAGAUAUCAACGGGUGAACCCAGUCCUAGAGUCUGUAUGCAGGUGUUAGAUUUUCUGAAGAAAGAGAUGAAAGUGCUGACAUACGGAAUGAAGCACACACGUUAUAAGUUCCGUGUCCUGUGCUGGACAAACUUGCCAGAAAUGCACUUCCACGAUUUGGAGGAGUGCCUGGAAAAUGACUGUAUUCCAUGUGGAAAGGAAUUGAUAACCACAGGCAAACUUCAAAGGAUGUUCAAGAAUAAGCAACAAGUGACAGGUUCUCCAAUGCAAGGAGCAGGAUCAAGUGAUACUGAAACAGUACCACCAGAUGAACAUCUUGGUUAUCUGGAAGACAAGCACCUGCUUCGUAUCGCAGUGGGCAUGGGAAUGGAGUGGAAACAACUGGGUGUCAGACUGGGUCUCAGUUGGAACAGGAUCCAACAAAUAUGGAGUGAUAAGAGACAAUUGCCAGAGAGCAUAAUGGAUAUGCUUACAGAAUGGAGGAAUCAUCAGAAUUACGAGACAAAUCAAGUGGAGAUAAUGUGCAGGGAUUUGAAGGAGCAAGGACUCACAGAACUUGCUAACAAUGUUUUUGGCUCGCAAACCUCAACAAAAGUACAUGCUAGACGACCGUUACAUCAUAGACACCAGCAAUAUGAUGGACACUUAGCAGACAUUGAUAUGCUAUUUAUUGCCGAAAGACUUGGCAAGGACUGGAAAUCCUUUGGCAGCAUCAUUGGUCUGAAAAAACAUGAAAUAGAAAGAAUUGAGAUGGACUUUUCACCACCCAUUGUGGACUCAAGUCUGGAAAUGUUGGUUAAAUGGAGAGAAAGGCAAAACUUUGAAGUAAAUCACCUUGUAAAGAUGAGUAACGCAUUGAAAAAACUUGGAAAGAAGGCUGUCGCUAAAGAACUUUGGAAGUACUACCAGGAAACUUACCAAAACUAAUGAAAGAACAUAAGUACGCAUGGGUAGCGAAAAUUUCAAAGAACAAUUACACACUGAUUAGGCCAAGGGCUAGUUUCUCCAAUCCCUUCACUUAGAGCAGGGCCCCACCACUGCAAUAAGUUUAAUACCACAGUGUAUCAUAGUUCAAAUAAUGACACCAGAAGAUUUGAUAUGAUAAAGAGGAAGUAAAUGAUAAUAUAGUGCAGAAUAUACAUGAUUUAGUAUUGUACAUUU